CCUGAAGUCGUCGUUCCCCCUUUGCUCUGUAACGACGCUUCGUGGGGAGACACAUGUCUAUGUGAGGAGAGGGACGGCAGCAAUACUGUUACACCAGCCCGAGUCAGAGCCAUAUACUGUAGUCUACAUAGUUACCUGUGUUCUUUGAAUUCGUCCUCGUUAGUGUCGAUGUCAGACGUUUCUUCGUUCUCCGUCGCUUUGGGUGGGAGUUUUCGCGGUCCGGUCGGAAGGUAAGAAGACAGAAUGUACAGAUAGAAAGUAGCGGCGGUAAUUACAACAAUUAAACCCACAAUUGACCGCAUAGUUAAAGAAGAAGCUAGUUAGUCUACGAGCAUUUCGCAAUACAGGAAGUAUCGGGUGAGAGAGAAGGGGGAUGACAAUAAGCGCUGGACCGAAGAGGAAAAGGGGGAGCCUAGACGGACAGCUGUGACGUAACAUCCGUUAUUGUCAACGCUAAGUUUGUGUCUUUGAACAGCAUGGGGUCAUAUUGUUAUUACCAUUCUAAACACGUUUAGCGCUUUCAGUGAGUCUAUUGCAGUCAUCCAGACGUAUUUUUUUAUUGGAAAUGGCAAAGGGAAUAUACACACAGGGUUAAAACUAUAUGAAAAGUAAUUAUUUAAGUAAUUGAUGUUUUCACUAAUUGGGGAAAAUCUCAGUGUCGUAUUGAAGAAAUUAAAAAAGUAUCCAAAGACUUCCUUCUCAACCAAGUCAACAAACUCACUUCUGAAUGUGGUAAAGGUGAUGGCAACAUGCCAUGUCACUAGUUCUAAAGUUCAACUUCAGCUGCACGCACCAUGGCAUAUGAGCAGUGAGUUUUCUCCAGAAGUAUAAUGGCCACGUACUCUCGGCUCCCGGGAUCCGUUGCUCUGAUAACGCUUCAGAAUCCACCUGUCAAUGCGCUCAGUGCAGCGGUGCGACAGGGCAUAGUCGACACGGUGCAGAGGGCCCUGAAGGACCCAAAGGUGACAUCUGUAGUGAUCUGUGGACAGAAUGGGAAGUUCUGUGGAGGGGCGGACAUCAGGGAGUUUGCGGGGCCGAUGUUGGGGCCCCCCCUGGUGCCCAUGAUCCAUGCUAUAGAGGCUGUGGACAAGCCUGUGGCGGCAGCCAUCGAGGGAGUAGCACUGGGCGGAGGACUGGAGUUAGCACUGGGCUGUCACUAUCGCAUUGCACACUCCAAGGCUCUUCUAGGACUUCCAGAGGUGACCCUGGGUCUGCUGCCAGGCGCAGGAGGGACACAACGUCUACCCAGACUCAUAGGGUUAACAGCUGCCCUGGACCUCAUCACUACAGGUCGCCAUAUCUCUGCUGCUGAGGCCCUGAAGCUGGGGAUCGUAGAUCAGGUUACCGAUAGCAACGCUGUGGACCAGGCCGUGGAGUUCGUCAGGAGUGUUGCAGGUAGGAGUUGAUGACAUCAUCAUGAC
Messenger RNA from Salvelinus namaycush (lake trout), 1421 nucleotides. RefSeq names its product enoyl-CoA, hydratase/3-hydroxyacyl CoA dehydrogenase (gene ehhadh). Gene Ontology annotation, cellular component: peroxisome. The transcript is spliced from 5 exons. Lineage: Eukaryota; Metazoa; Chordata; Actinopteri; Salmoniformes; Salmonidae. The record is from RefSeq and is a predicted model, not a curated record. Gene Ontology annotation, molecular function: (3S)-3-hydroxyacyl-CoA dehydrogenase (NAD+) activity. Gene Ontology annotation, biological process: fatty acid beta-oxidation. The coding region runs from base 831 to 1406 and encodes 191 amino acids.